Moneuplotes crassus is the source of this 3128-nucleotide messenger RNA. Lineage: Eukaryota; Ciliophora; Spirotrichea; Euplotida; Euplotidae. The record is from the annotation of a GenBank genome assembly.
GAAAUGGAGAAUAUUAGCAAUGGCUCCUCAGACCAUCCUGAGGACUCUAGAGAGGAAAGCAAACUAGUCAGCACAAGAGAGAUCUUGAUCGAUUACCAUGAAGAAGCAGAGGGAGAGUUUGAAUAUGAUCAUGAUAAUCAAGACGGCUUCGGAGAUUCGCACUUCUAUCCCCUACUCGCCUUGUUUGACGUUAUUAAUGGUUUCUUCAGGAAAAAGGAGCAGAAAUAGAGAAGCAUUUGAGAAAAUCCUUCAUUUUAGUGAAGUUAAUAAGCUUCAAGAUAAGAAUUUGUCAUUACAAAGAGUCUUAGUCAGUAAAAAUGAGGCAGAUAGUGUUCAAAGUUAUAGAGAAGAGGCUGAAACAAGCAAUCUUUCCAAGAUUCAUGAUUUUAACAAGACUAUUUCAUACAAUCAUGACCCUAAAGAAGAAAUUAAAAAUCCUGAAGAAGUCACAAUGAAGGACCCUUUUGAUACAGAUUCAAAGAGUCCUAUUUUAACUCCUGAUAAUUAUCUGAGCGAUAUAGAAAAGAAUCGGGAUGAGAUACUGAGAAAUUUUGAGUCCAAGAUCUCUCCUCAGCUUGAAGCCAGGGAGGUGCAAACAGAGUUCAACAACUAUCUUCUUCCACUAAGAGAUGGAGCUCAUAAAUCAGCCCAGGCUUAUCCUGGAGAGUUUAGUAGCCAGAAGUGUAUCCAAGUUGACUCAAAACAUUUUGAUGAGAUUGAUACUAAAAUCUUGUCUCAUAAGUUAUCAGAAGAGUUACCAAAGUCUCCAUUUUACAAGAUAUUCGUGCUGCUAGAUGAAGUUGCUCACAAAGUUCCUGAUCUCUCACAGUUCCUUCUCAAGAUCAGGAGAGAACUUGAGGUAGAAAUAGGUGCGUUCGAGCUUGCUAAGCAAGAAGUUGAAUCGAAAAGAAAAGAGCUCCAACAGAAGGCAGAUGUGAUUCUUGACCUUGAAUGAGCCAAUUUGGAGAACAGUGUGUACUUAAACAACAAAAUCCAGGAGUUAAACACUAGAAUUGCUGAAUUAUACGACAGAGAGGAGAAUAAAUCUAUUGAAGUCUGUCAUGCUGAUAUCCAAACUGACCUUACUGCUCAGAAAAUCCAGGAGACCGAACUUGACCUUCUUGCCAGUAAGCAGAAUAUUGAAAUCGAUAUUCUGUCUCUUAAUGAAAGGAUCAAGGAGAAAGAGAAACAGUUCAAGUUUAAUUACGAAAGUCAGAAGAAAGAGAUAGAACUACUCAGACAAGAAGUUGAGAAUGAGAACAAGAUUCUAAUUUCAAAGAAAAAGCAGUUACUCCUUUCCCCGUUUAAUGAGCUACAAUCAGAUGCAAAGUUAAGAGACUUGGUUUAUCAUUUCAAAAAGGCGAAUAUUCAAGACAUAAAAGCUCCAGAAAUCGAUAUCGAAUUUGAGGCAUAUUUGCGUACAGAAAUGUUCCAGAUUUCUACAUUGGAAGACAUUGACAAACUAAGAGCCACAGCAGAUAGAGUAGUCAAACUAGAAUAUAUCUUACUGAAGGAAAAGUCCAAGAUGUCAAUUGUUUCCCAGUACGUAGAUGCAGCCAUACAGGAACUUGAAUGUGAGAAAGAAGAGUACAGAGUCAUGCGACAGAAAUAUGAGAAUCUACUUGUCACAGAAAGGGAUCUCCAAAAAUAUAAGAGGGAGCAAGAUGAGAAGAAUAAUAAAUUCCAAAGCAUUAUUGUUGAUUAUAGAGAUAAAAUUAGCAAGAUAUUUGAUUGCUUCCAAGAGAUUAUGCAGAUCAAGAGAGAACUUCCAUUGGAUAGCAAAAUAGCAUAUGCAUUAUCACCAGCGUCCUCCAUUAAGAUGAGUGCUGAAAAGAUCAGAAAGCAUUAUUCCCAAAGCGGGUUUCACGAAAACCUCAUCAAAGCACUUGAGGACAUUGAUAUUAUUAUUGAUAUCCAAAAGGUCUUGAUAAAGGAUGUUCCUAAUUGUGACGAGCAUACACUUCUAAAAAGCAUGAAAGAUCAGUGGUCAGCUCAUCAACAGUCUGCUCUCAGCAACCAAAGUCUUCUCGCCAUUACCAACAAGAAGGUAGAGAAAAUGGAAUGGAUCAAGAGAGUCCUUGACACAGAGUCUAAAUUUAUAGAAGAGGAGAAGAGAUGGAUACAGAAGGAAAGACAAGCAAUACUUGACCAAAAGGCACGCGGAGAAAAAGGCAACUUCAUUGGAACUUUCAACUCAGACUCCUUUGAUUUCAUGACCUCUAGUGUCAAACGUCCCAGUGGCUUUUUCAACGAAAGCGAUGCUAAUAAAACUAAAGAUAAAUUAGAAGUCGAAGUUGAGGUAAUGGAGAGACUCAACUCUGAGAUAAGAGCUGAGCUUGAUAGAAUAAAUGAUGAAAAGGUUAUCCUUAUUGAUAAAGAAGAGAAUAUUCAAAAAGAAAGACUCAAUAUCUUACUCCAAUAUGAUUCCAUUAAGAAGUUAGAGCAGUUUUAUAACGAAUACCAUCCUGUUGAAAAGCACAUACAGAUAGAAGGAAUUGAUGUGAACAGCGAAAAUAUGAGAGAAAUGUUUCAAAAAUAUCUCAAAGUUGCUGGCAAGAGUCCUCAGAAAUUUUAUGAUACUAAGGAUAGACAAAUGCUGAUGGUAUUUGCUCUCCAUAAGAUGAUGUAUUGCCUCUGGCAUGUUGCUAGUUACAACCAGUACUCUUACAAGGAUCUCCUUCUGAUCUACUUUAACUUAUGGAGAACCAAGAAUAAAGUUGAUAAGCAAAUUAAGACCAGAGAGUUACUGUUAGUUAAGAUGAACUCAGAGCCGGCUCAAGAUAACACUAGAUACCAAAAUAGCUCAGAAGAUACUUGGUUCGAAAUAUUCUGGGAUAAAAAUAAAUCAAGAGUUCUAUCCCAACAUGUAAUUUCAGACAAGAGGAGAUCAAUCCACGAAGAGCAUCUUUUUGUAGAAAGAAAGAAGAUUGAAAGAGAAAUGAAGAAAUAUUGGAAGUUCAAGAGCCAAAAAGCUCUAAAGAUGAUCUUCCUGCAUCUUAGAAGGAAGUUAAGAUACAUCCUGGCGUAUAGUUUCAUGAAGUAUCGCAUUAAUGUGCUUUUGAUAGCGAGGAACCGAUCAAAGACAAAGCCAAGAUUCUUAUCCCUCAAAAAAUAAAUUUCAAUCCUAC